ACCCUAUCUCCCUAAAGGGACUCGGCGGUUUCUAGUCAUGGCUGAGAGUGGACUCAGACCCUAGUUUCCUAAUCAUUACCCAACGUUGAAAUCAGUGAGACAUUUUAGUCAGAACUAAUAGAAGACAUAACUUGGGUAGUUACUUAGAGAAGAAUGAAUAUAGUGGCAUGUUGAAGCUAUUUAUAAGCAAGCAGGAUGAUGCUCUAGAAUGGAGAGAUUAUGCCAUUAUAUUCAUUUUUCUUCAGAUGAAGCUCUUUUUCACUUUGGGGAGUCUAAAGUGUGACUAAUAUUGUCUUGAUCCAACUCAGAGUUCAAUCCAUUUGUGAUUUUUGUAAUCCACACAUGUUUCUUAUGGAGUUCAUUGUUUAUAUUUUCAGAUAUAGGGUUCAUUCUACAUAGAGUUUGAAUCCUUAGCUUAGAGGCUUUAAGAGUUGUUGUUUUUCUUUUAAAGCUUUCCAGAAUUCUUCAGUUUGCAUUAAACUCUUAUUUGUGUUUGUAUUUUACAAAGGCACUUCACACGGUCAUGGUUGCUUCCACGAAACCCAGCUGUAAAUAGUAGUGUUUGUACUAUCAGCGGCAGGAACACAGUGCAUUUACUCUCAUGGGUAGGGGGGAUAUGAAAAGCUCCCCAACGUCCUUGAUAAUCAGAAAAAUUAGCAAGGACUAUUGUGAAAAGCCCUUGAAAACGAAGCCGUACGUGGGUUAAUAUUUCAACAUGAUAAAUCUCCACUGGUUUUAAAGGGAUGGACUGAAUGAUAACGUUUUUCAAUUAGCCACAAGAAGGCUGUUAGAUGCGUCACAGCUGGUGAUUAAAAUGUUGUGUUAGGAAAAGGUGGGGGAGAGAACAGAACAUGCUAGAAAGAAAGAGAAUGCAGAGAUCAGUGAGAACUCAGCAGAUGCAGUAGCAAUAGAUUCUCUUGGCCAGCAGAAAUCUCCAUUGGAAAAAUUUAUGGUCAGACUGUGCGCAUAUCAUCAGAAGCAUUUCGUCCGUGUCCUGAACGACAUAUGCACUGAAGUACAGACUGGUUGUGAGGAGCAACAGUUACUCGAACCUGAAAAUAUGGAUGCAUCCACUUGUAGCUCUGGCUGUAGCCAGUAUCACACUGAGAACCAGGACCUUGGAACUUCUUGCUCUGAAUCAAAACUCCCUUCAUCUCUGGACCCAGAGCAGUCAGGGCCUCAUGGCUCCCUGCGCCUACUAUGCCAUGCCCUGAAACAGGCUGUUGAUCUCAAAUCUGACAGAAGAGAAAACUGCAGCUCUGUGGUCAGAAGGGAUUUCCCUGAGCUUUGUAACAUCAAAGCAAGUUCUGCAAGUCCCAGAGACAGUCCCACUCAAGGAUACCUCACUGCCUCCAACUCCCAUCACGCUGGUAAAAGCCUAGAAGGACAGACCCCUGGUAGUGAGCAAGAGAUAGGGCCGAGGAAAGGUGAAGAUGACAAAGAACAAAUUCAAAACAGAGCUUUGCUGGGAAGCUAUAUUGCCGUGAAAGCAGCAAAUGUAAACACUAGUGAGGAUAGUCUGGAGUGUUGUGUGAGCUCCCAAAAGAAUGCUUUCAAAGCUUUUCCAGAGGAGAUGCGAGAACCAACUUUCACCACAAGUUCCCCCCGCAGAGCUGACAAGGAGAAUGCCUUGCAGUGCAGCUCCAAAGCCACUUUGCACCAAGAUACUGAAAUAACUGACCAAGAAAUGAAACAGAAGGUAGAGAACCAUCAUCAAACUUCAGGGAAGAGCAAGGGAAGCUACCAUGUGCACCCUGUUGACAAGACUCGUAUGGAGAAUGCCAAAGAUGGCUGGCUGCCCACAAGUCCCAUGCCAGUGGUCCAUCACAAAGCCACCAAUGGACAUCCUAGGUCCAAGAGCAUCUCGACCUCCUCCAAAAGCACCCGUAAGAGUAAAAGGUCUUCAGGACUCAGAAUAAAUGACUAUGAUAACCAAUGUGAUGUUGUUUAUAUUAGCCAGCCAAUUACAGAAUGCCACUUUGAAAACAGGAGGAUAGUGUCAUCUAGGAAGACAGCACGGAAGAGCACCCGUGGCUACUACUACAAUGGUGAAUGCUGUGAGCUUCCGACAGUUCGCACCUUGGUCAAAGCCUCUCAUGUACAGGAAGGUGGAAACAUCCUGGCACCACGGCCUGAAGUGCUAACAAGCUCUUGUCAAGGGGUCACUCUUUCAGGGUGUAGUUAUUUGGCAACAGUCCAAGCUAUAAAUGCUGAUGGUGACAAAGGUUCUUCCACUGUUACUCUCUUUCAGGAAGAUGCCUCCAUCAAAAUAUCUCAGGAAACAGCUGAACCAUGCUCAGCCGAGAGUAUUCCUCCUCUGACCAGUUUGUUGAAGCAGAUAUGUGUUGAUUCUACUGAAGCAUCCACAGUGGAUCUCUCUUUACCUACUUGUCCUGUUCCGCAUAAGGAAGAAGGCAGCUUGUCUCUGUCUUCCCUUCAGAACACUGUUGUCCCUUCUUUGCAAUUGAGUGAAGGGGAGAUGCAUGAUAAAACUGAUACAGACACUGUACAACAAUCUCCUAGUGACACUGAGCCAUGUAAGAAUAGUGAGCCUAAUGAAAAUAGUGAUGGUGCAUUCCAUUCAGAUCUGUUCUCUGUCUCAGAACCUGUUCAUGAUGAAGAAAGAACUCCAUGCUUGGACAAGGUGAUUACCCAAGAAUUUUCCAUUUGUACAGACCAGGAGCCAGCUGUUACCUUGAAGACAUCGGAAGAACAUGAAGAUAAAUUUGACUUUUUACCUCCAUUGGAGGAACCUGCCUCUCCUACAGAAUUGCCACCAUGCAUGGAACCCCCCCCACUCUCUCCUAUAGGGCCACCACUCUCCUCUAUAGAGCCCCAGACAGAACCUCCUACCCAGUUAGUCAAUCUGGAGCCUUCUAGGAUCUCUCCUACAGGUCUAUCUUCUAUCUCAGAGCGUGUAUGCCCUGUGGAAAAUGUUGUUAACUCAAGGGUAGCAUCCCCUGUAGCACAGCUUGAGAGUGUUACCCAUACUAUUGACCCAGAGCCUUCAGAGACUCUUCCCAUAGAAUCGGCAAUGGUUUUACCUGACAAGGUUGAUUCAGAAAUUCCUCAACCCCUUUCUGACUUAGAUGCAACCGAGGCCCCUGACAGUUUGCUGUGUGCUAAUACACAAGAAAACAUUAACACUGAAACCAAUACUGAAGGUUCUCAGGGUUUGGAGGAAGACCUAGAGGAGGAAGACCUCACUGGGAAAUGUGAACCUGUGUUGCCUGUUUCAGACACCAGUGACAAUUGGGGUGAAAAGGCUGUAAAAGAAACAUGUAUGAUUAGUCAGCCAGCUGAGGAAGAGGUAGCUGAUAUCAACACUUCAUCAACAUUCAAAAUAUCAAAAAUGUGCAACGAGGAGGCUUCUUCCCAAACAAACCUAGACAAAAAACGAAAAAGGGAGAAAAAACUUCAAGUUGCAUCUGAUCGCUGUCUUCGAAGCCAGCAAUCUCUGUUGCCUGAGGGCGACAGUACUGAGCAGCCCAGUUCUUCCAACUCUCUACAGCUUCCUCAAUUACAGAUUAAGCUUUCUAAAAAUCCUGGCACUAAGCGCUUUAAGAGGGAAGUUCAUCUUGAUGGGGCAGCAUCUGUGUGUGUUCCAAGUGAUGGAUUCCAUAAAACACUGCUCAAUGACAUCACAAGCACUCUGAAGCCACUGACAGGUGGAGAAAGUGACAUCAAAAUGGGGGAGACCUAUAAAACAUUGACAACAGAGACUGUAAUAGAGGAAGGUCAGGGUGAAGAAGGUAACAAAAGUAAGCCAGGAGCAAUGCUUGAAAUCUAUGUAGAGGCUAGUUCUGAUAAAAGAAGUGUUCACGUCCCUGUAGGAACCUCUGAGGAAAGGGAAAGGGAAAGGGAAACAAAUUUUAAGCCAGAAGCUCCAGAGAACUCUGAAAGUACUAUGGAUAUUACAAAGGCAUUGCACACCCAGUGUAAGACUAGCUGUCCCCUAAGUCCUGGGAACAGGAAUGAAAGUAAACAUACAACAUCAGAGAAGACUAUAAAGUACAAGAAGCCAGCCCUCCAGUUCUAUAACUUGAGACACAGCCCUGCCCCAAUUCAUGUAGCCACUGCUUCCAAAAAUGUGCCAGAGAAGGAAACUAUACAAGAAAACUCUGAUACUGUAGACAAACAAAGUAUAGGAAAUGAAGACACUAUUGACUUUGGUGAUGUAGAGGUGCUAUCUGACAACAAACCCAGCUUUGUAGAAUGGUGCGCUGAAGACGAGAACCAAGAACUUAUCACUAACUUCAAUACCCAAUACAUGAAAACCCAGAAAGGGUGGAUUCAGUUGGAAAAGGAGGCCCAGCCAGCUCCAAAGGUCAAGAAUAAGUCUGACAAGCUUAAAGAGAUUUGGAAAAGCAAAAAGAGGACUCGGAAGUUCAAAGGAGCUACUGAAGUCCAGAAGCUCUCCCCUGUUCAAAUGUUGUUCAUGAAAGCAUUUGACUUAUCUAAUAUCUGUAAAUGGUUUAUGGAGACAACUGAAACCAAGUCUCUGGUCAUUGUGAAGAAGAUGAAUACCCGUCUCCCAGGAGACAUGCCCCCCAUCAAGCUUCCACUCCAAAAGGGCUGCUCUUCCUAUCCCAGCUCACUUCAAGCUGAACGUCUAAAGAAACACCUGAAGAAGUUUGCAGCCAUGACUCCAGCAAAAAAUACCAUAAAGACUCAGAGGUUGUUGGCUAAGCUUCGAGAGAACACAGAGGAAAUUGAGGAAGAGCAAGUUGCCAGUCCAAAGCAGGCACCCUCUUCGGAAAUAAAUUUGGAAAAUGGGAUCCAAGCUAAAACAGCCCAACCCCCAGUUUGUGCACCAGUGCAGACCAGCUCACGAAUUUUAAGAAAAUACUCCAAUUUGCGUGGCAAACUUCAUGGCUUCCACAAAAUAGUCAAACGAGAAAAGAAUGACUCUGUGGCAAAGCAUCUGUCAAAUGAAAGCAAGCCAAGCAGCAAGAGCUUGAGCAUUAAGCCUCUGAUGUCUCCUAAACUGGUUCAGCAGGUCAAAGCCUCUUCACUCCCUACUAAAUCUAAUGUGGCUGAAAAAGGAAAAAAGGUGAAAAGGGGGAAAGACAGAUCACAGGAAGUCACUCUGUCUAAAGGCAACCUUCAGCAAAGCAAAAAGAAGGCACUGAAUGAAAGCAGCAAGCCCCAGAGCUCUUCAAGCAAAGAAAGUAUCCCUCUUAAGAAAGGUAGUAAAUUGAAGCAUAUGGAAUCACCUACGACUAAGAAGCAGCCAGCUAUGAAGAAGAGUAGUAAACUUGCAUCUCAGAAUGAGAAGACAAAAAAGCUGAUUGAUUUGCGACCUGGGAAAGGGAAGUCUACCACCCAGAAGGCAAAAGUGAAUAGCAGUCAAAAGGCCACUCCCCAGUCUUCCAGACCAGAAGGGCCUGCUAAACCCUUAAAGCAAAAAGUGGGGCAGGAUUCCUCAAGCCGGCCACAAAAAGCAUUUUCAAAAAAGGCAGCCAAGGGCAAAACUCUCACUAAGUCAGUGAAACAAAUGCAAGAGAACAGCAAAGGCCAGAGUAAGAAGAAGCUGAGAGCAACAAAAGACUCUCCACCCAGCAAACGCAGACGGAUGGAUGCAAAGUAAUAGGCUUGGGUUGGAGGGGUGAUCAGAUGUAGAAACUCUUCCUCGAGCAUUAAGGAAUCAGUUAAUGAACAUGGGGGUCAGCUGAAAGCCAUCCCUCCCUCGCUGAUUCUGAGAAGUUCCUGAGCUGUACUGCAGCCAGACAACAUUCUCCUCUGUUGCUGAGAAAGGAAGUUACUGCUUCUGAAAGUUCCUAGCAUUGCACUGGGAACCAGGAAGUUUCAGUUUAAAGUACAGUGCCUUAUUUAUCCACUUAGGAAAUGAAUAAAUUAGUCUGUAUGAUUUAAAGGCUGGCAGUUUAUAGGUAAUGCACGAGCACUUGUACUGUCAUGGAAAGAGAAUCACCUUUCAUGCACAUCCCAUAGACUGUGGAAGCCUCUCUGUUGGGGUUCAUGCAGGAGCAUUUUCUUCCUUUGAAGCAAUGAAGUAUCAUGGCACUGCUUAGUCUGAGGAAAGGAUUAUAAACCCCAAGCCUAAAUGGUUUUCAUACUUCAAUGCUAUUUUUUACUCAGAGGUCAUGAUGGUGUAUUUUAUUAAAGUGUUCACAAUUGUCCAUAUUAUGUAAUUUUCGAAUAGAGAGUUUGGCUAUUACCUAACAUGACUUGUGUCAAAAAGAUACUCUUUCAGCACCAUCUUUGAAAAUGGCGACAUGCCUGGCAAACUUUGCUUGCUUGGCUAGAGAAUAUUGCCUACCAUCUGCCCAUUCCCUGCCACUUCUGAUAUUUCCUAAAGAUCUGUAUUUUAAAGAACAAUAUGAUUGCAUUUCAGAAUGGUUUUCUUUUAUUCUGAGACUAAUUUAUGAAUAACCUUGAAAGAUGGGUGGAUAUCUCAGCAUGAAAUAGACAAGUGUAUAGCUUUUUAAAAUGAUGUUUGGUUGCAUCUUAAUAUGUGGGUCUCAAGAUAGAACAUCUGUAAAGAGCCAUGUCAGAAGAUGCACAUAGGCCUCUUUGCUUUAUUUUUCUAUGGAGUCACUGCAAGUCCUUUUUACAUAUUCAGACAACUUUUUAAAAACAAGAAUGGAGCAAUGCUGCCAGUGAACAAGAUAGUAUUGGAAAUCUCUGAUACUUUUCCAAGCAUAGUUGGGUUGCAGCUUAAGUUGAAGCAGAUUCUUGUUCUAAGGAGCUGUAAAAUCUAACUCUCUAAAUACUCCUGUUUCACUUAUUUUUGUCUUCACCUUCCAAGUUGAAUUAUGUAAAGCUCAAGAAGUCAUCUCUCGUCACACAAGAUACUACUAUGAAAGCCUGUUAGAAAGCAAACAGUCACUUUCCAAGUGCAAACAUUUGUUUUGGAUCCAAGAAAAGGAAAGCAGCAUUUUCUCAGAGGAAACUGUCCAGUACGCUUUGUGCUACCAAUCUGUUAGUUGACUGUGGUUGCUUCCGCUCUAAUGCUGCAGAUAAGAAACAAAAUCCAGCCUUUUAUUUAUUUCUCUAGUUUCUUUUUAAGUCACAACUAAAGCUAAGCUAUUUGCUUAGAAACUUGUGCAAACUUCCAUGUCUUAGCUAUAUGUGGCACCCAAGAGCUUCCCGUGAAGGCCUUCAAAUUGCUUGACCUUUUAGAAUAGCUCUCCGUGGAUACCAUCUGAGAUCAACGUACUCAAACACAUCUUUUACACAUUUUUAUAUUAACUGGCUCGAGCCGGUCUUUUCAGUUGGUGAAGAAUAUAUUGAAUAAAAGGAAAAACAAACUCUUCAGGGAGAAUGAAGAAGGUUUAUGUGUGAGGAGAUUGAUUUUUUUUUUUUAAAGGAGGGAGGUUGCAUUAGCAUUGGCACUCCUAUACCAAAGCUCAUUACUGCAGGCAGAAAAUGGAUAACUAAUUGUGUGGAUUUUUUUCACUGAUCAAAGAGACUGGAAUCUGACUUCAGAAAAUGCAAAACCCUCCUGCUCACUCAAGGCUGUGGAUUGAGAGGGUGCACUAAAGCUAUAAGACACAUCAGGGUGGACUCUUUUUUUAUGAAAUAUUUUUAAAUCAUUGAUUUUUUAACACUUUUCGUUUCAUUUAAAUCAUGUUGUAUAAAAUUAAUUGUUGUAAGCAUUAAGUCAGACUUAGCAUUCUCUGUAAAAGGUUGAUACAGAUGUGUGUGGUUGUUAUUUUAACUGUGGAUAACAAGUGUGUUAGACAUUCCACAAGGAGUAUUAAAAGGUAUUUAAGGAAGUAUGUGAACUUGUGUGUGUGUGAGAGAGAAGGGCAAGCUUGUCAAAUGUUCAUGUCUCCUUUUUCUAAUUUUCUGUUUCUGCAUCCAUAGAGAUGUGUAAAUCUUUCUGCUCCCUCUACCCAGGGCUGCUUCCUAACACUAUGCUGGGUGGUUGGGGCACCUUGUGGUACUUUCAGCUAGUGAUUUCGAUCCAAACACCUCCUAAUAAAACCUUUCUACCACUUUCGGUUGUCCCAUUUCUUGUGUGGCCUAUAGUCUAAAAUGAGUAUUUUGUAAAACUUGUUUAAUGUGCCAUAUUUAUCUCUAUUUUCAGUAACCUGCUUGAUAGGCAAGUUGCCUAUGAGAAGUUGGAAUAUACUUGCAAAGUUUUGCCCAGGGCCUGAGACAGUAGCUAGUACCACCAAUUUUGGUCCUUCUGCGUGGAAGGCAUCAUAAAAGAAAGAGGUCAGCUGCAUGUCCUUUUAAGUAAAGGAACCUAGCCAGCGUUGCUGUACUUAGUUCUUUUUGGAACAUGUAUGGCUUUCUUUUGUGCCAUGCAUCCUGUCUCGCUUCUUCUUGGAUGGGGAGUUGGUAAUAUGGGGACCAAUAAAUAGAGACUUCUCCCAUCCCUCCUUGUAGAAGUAGGUCCUUUAUGAAAUAAAAGAACACUGUUACAUAGUUUAGACUUCAUAAUGUUAUAAACUUCUUCUAAUUCUUGUUCUGGAGAAGUAAAGCUGUUUACAGCAGGAAUACGAUGUCUGGGGAGGACAAGUGUACUCUUGUAAUAUUCCCCUUCAGUGUGUUAGAAAGGAAAGAUUUGGUUCACAGGUCCUCUGUUCACAAUUAUCUUUAUGCUCUAACCAGUGUGCUUGAUGAGGAAUCUGCUGCCAGGUCUACAAAUGUAGCCAAGUCAGGGUUGAUUAGAUCUUUUGGCUUCCAUGUUGGGCUACUCCAGGAAGAAUGUGGAUGACCUUACUUACUGGAGAAGACUUCACUCUGUACCAUUUUCCCUUCUUCAGACUGUUUCAUAAUUGUUCCCACCCUUUCUUUUAUUGUUCCUACUUUAUGUUUAAAAGGCACCCUUUCCCACAUUGGUAGAAGAAUCUUGCCCUGCUUUCUUGAAGAUUGCUGUUAGUUGCUUUGCUGUUUACCAUUCCCAGAUCUUAUACACCAAAUGAACUAUUUCAGCUUUUGCUUGCUGUGGGAUUCUUUUUAUAAAACUUCCCUGUUACCUGCAUUUUAUGCUUUUUUAUACUAUUUAUAUUUGAUCCCUCUAACCUCCUGCUCUCCAUGCCAGUUGAGAUCAACUGAACCUUCUUCCCAUAAGGAGUGCUUCCAUUUUUCUCCAGUUGCCAUAUUUGCAGUCAAGCUCUUGAUGCUUUUCAUCCUGUUAUUGUGCAUUUUGUUGCUUUCAGCUUUUUCUAAUGAAAGUUGCCUUGUCUUUUAUCUCUGGAGCAGCCUCCUCCUGCACACAGUGUCAAAAGAAAUGGUAUGCUUUCACAUAUAUGUACAUAACCUGCACAAACAAUAUCUGUGUGCACUGUUACUCUGAAUUCUGUGUGUUGGGUGGCCGAUGCAGCCUCUGAGCAUUUUAUUUAAAGCUCUUCUCUCUUGCCAAAAUUGGUGCCAGCAUACAUAUUUUUUGGUGUGGUAAAUAUUAUUUUGUUUCUCAUUUCAAGUUUCCCAUUAUUUGGAAUAUGUUAGCCAACAAGACUGUUAGAAAGACUAACCAUUAAGCGUUUAUGAUUAUGUGCAGGGACUUCCUAGCCAAGUUUUCCUAAUCACAGAAAUGUUUUCUUAGGUCCUUGGUUUCUUAUGAUAAAGUUCUUGCUUUUGUUUUCCUCUUCAAAGGAGAUGGUCACUAAAUUGUCUUCUUUUCUUUCAUUAAUAACCAGGUAUUUAAAAAUACCUGGACUUUGGAUCUCUCUAUGGUACAUAUCAGAUAGAAUGUGAGCAAUGCCCAGAAGGCCGUUUUCGUAACCAUUAAGAAACACAGCAGAUCAGCAAGGAAUUAUUGAGCCAAAUGAAAAUAAAAGAGUCUGUUUAUUAAAUUUGUGACUGUCUCUUAAAUUUUACUAUACUGUAAAUAGAACUAUCCAUUUAAUGUCUUCUGUUCUCUAGUUGCCGCAUGCUCACCAAACAGAAGCAGACAGUCAGAUAGAAAUCUAUGAGCAAUUGGUUGCAGACCAGCGUCCCACUAACCUAUAACACCCAUCUGUGUCCUUACUUGGUAUCCUUGCUUAAAUCUGUUUCUGUCCCCAUACAGUUUGUCUCCCUAGCUUUUCUGUGGGAGUGAGAAUGGAGCAGUCUGGGCCGCUAGCCUGGAAGGUCCUAUUAUUAUCACAGUUUGUUUUCUCAAAGAACUCCUUGUCAAGCUUCUUUAGGUCGCUUGGCACAUCCUUGUCUUUCUGCUAUGUAGUUGUAAAAAAAACCAUUGAUCCAUUUGAAAAUGAUCUCAGGAGUUCUCAUUUACAUUGAGGAAAGGUCUUCUUACAGAUUCUUUUUUGAAGUGUCACUCCAAAUCAUUCUCACACAAUAGUGGAAAUGAAUGGAGCCUGAAUGUUUUUGUUACUUGUGUGUGACCUGUAACCCUAUGUGGGUCUUUUACAUUGCAGUGCUAUCAAGUCUCUUCUGAGAAUCUGCUUUUUGUGUAUAACUUUCAAAUGCAAUGUGAAUAUAUGCAUAUAUGUAUAUAUGUCUAUAAAUAUAUAUAUAUAUAUAUAUAUCUAUAUGAAUAGUAGUUGCUAUGUUAACAUAGCAUCCAACUGGCAGCUGAAAUGCAUUCCUAGGUGCAGGGUAAAUGCUGUCUUCUCUCCCCAGGCAGUCACAGAAAUAGAAAAAUAAUAUUGUAAAUAUUUUUAUAAUAUUUAUUUCCUGUACUUUGUGCUAAUAAAUCUUGGUUUGUAAUGUAGUAGCAUGGAAUAGGGAGUGUUUCUUGCUCCAUCCAGGUAUAAUUGGACACAGGGAGAAAACUGACUGGUCCUGAAUUUAUGCUGCAAAAUCAAGGUCCUAGUUCUGAGAUAGUAAAUCUGUUUGAAUUAUUACACUUCAGAUUUAUGCAACUCUGUAUUCCUUUACUCUUUGUGUGUGUGUUUAUGUGUCUAAAUAUAUUCUCAUAUAGAAUGCAAAGUAUUGAAAAGAACUACUGUAGUCCAACCUGCCUGAUAUGCUAGAUUUUUGUAUGCAAAAAAAUUGUUGAGAUCCUACGUAGGGUGAUGAACCAUGAAGCUCCAGGCUUCCUUUCUGGUUUCAUACGUUGAUGCUAGCCCCCCCCCCCCCAAUCCGCCAUCAUUUACUGGUUGGUGGAGGACAGUGAGUGGCAGAGAAAAAUCUCAAUAAAAGAGGCAUCAUCUGAAAUCUUGUAGGAGUCCUCCAGAAGUCCUGGAAGGACAUCAUUCUUAUCUUUUCAGAUAUAGAGAUCUAACAAGAUACUUCUGUGCCAUAACACACCCCACUUCCACACACAAUGUCCACCAGCCAACAUAUGGCCAUGUUGAGGGAAGCCUCAGAGAACAGGUUAGUUUUGAGGGCAUGGUGGUGGGCUGUCUGAAGUGAAAAUAGCACAGACAUGGAUUUACCAUCUUGGGUAUAUCUCAGUGGAGUAAAACAUUGCAUGCUUCCCCCAUCCCUCCUCUUCAACCUUGUUUACUGUAGAAACAAGUUGAAAUUCUGAACUGCCACAGUUUUGGGUAGUCUGCCUAAUCAUGGGCACCUUUGGGCACAUUACAAGUGAGCAAUAAGAUUCUUAGUAAUAAUGUUUUCACUGAUAAAGCAGUAUCAACGUCCUGAUAAGGAUGGUUGUACGUGUGUGUGUGUGUGUGUGUGUGUAUUUGUCUUCAGUAGUUCUGCCACAGAAAGGAAUAUUUUGUUUUAUCUUCAUAUUUAUGCACCAUUGCAAAAAGUAGUCAGUUUCUAAGUCUUCCCUAGUGUAUUCAUUGGGCUGAUGGACUCUGUGAUACCUUUGCCGGGCAUAGUUUGGGGGCAUUGCCAGUGAGAUAAAGAAGAAAUAUCAUGGUGCCUUCCCUGCUCUUUGCAGCUGAACUUUCACAAUUUCUUAUGUUGUAUGAUCGUUACUGUGUCCAUUAGUUUUAGAAGAUUAAGCUAAUUCUUCACCACAUCCUAAAUUCCCAACUGCUAGACAACAAAGUUGUCUCACCUUUCUUUGGGUUCUCUCUGAAUUUACCUUUGUCUUUGGGAUCAUUAAUAUCCACCUGUUUGUUCCCUUUUGACCUAUCUUAGGUUGUGUUAUGCAAUUUAGGGGGGUCAUUGUCUUUCAUUUACAUCUCCUUACCUUUUUUGGUUUCAGAUGGAAAAGUGUGGAAGUUUCUAAUGUCUUUUUUCUUAACAUUGAUCAUUCAGAAUCCUUUCCCUUUUUCUACCAAAUACAAUUGAGAACCCCAUCUUAUGAGAUUAUGUGAUAGUAAAGCCCCUUUCUAACAAUUUCUCCUCUACUUGCAUCCUCUUUUGCCAAUCAAAUAGCUGUCAUCUGUAUUUUGGGUAAAGGUAUCAAAUGCUGUCGAAGGAGAGUGUUGAUGGUGGUUGUGAUUUUCUGCAACCAGCUCUUUUCACAAAUGUCUUGGAAUGAACUUCUUGCGCAGUUAGCAACCUCAAUUAUACAUACAAUCAACCCAUAGAUAUGUUGUUUCCUUUUUAGCUUGUUUUUUUCCUAGGGGUUUCCUGCAUUGUUAUUGUCUUUUUCACUUGGCGUUCUUCACAGUUAAGGAUUCUUUCUCUAAGAGUCCUAGCUAACAUCUGAAGAACCAAAUGUUGAGCAUACUUCUCCCUGCUCCGACUUGCUCUCCAAGCAAUCUGAUUCUCCGUAAGUCUCCCAAAUCUAGUAUGUAAUCAAGUACAGUGACAACGGCCCCUGGAAAGUUUCAAUUCUGCUAUUUAUUGUUCUUCUUUUCAGGGCACUAAGAAAUGCUGUGAUUUUAGAAAAAGAACAUGUCUGCUGUGAAUUGUUGAUAAAUGUGUGAUUAGAUCAUGUUCUAUAUACCUCAUCCAAAUUACAUCUGAAAAUGUAUUUUAAAAAUACAGGUUAUAUUCAAUUAUUUUCUAGUCAUUCAGCCUACUUAUUUACAAUAGCUAGUCUAUUUUGUCAUCAGAUUUUACCAAAAUUCUGGCUACUUAUAUGAUAGUUUUACGUUUGGAGUGUGUUUGGUGUGUUUUAUUUUCUUGACUUAACCUAUAGAAGACUGUGUUCUUCUCACCUAUCUCUGGGCCCCAACUGAAAUUUAGACUUUUUCUUCUGCUUCUUUCCCCCCUUUAUGCUUUGUUAUGUACCUUGUGUGCUCUAAUGGCCUUUGCUUUAUUGCAGCUUAUUAAACAUUUUAUAUCAA
This is a messenger RNA of Anolis carolinensis (green anole), 13058 nucleotides long. RefSeq lists its product as uncharacterized. NCBI's taxonomy places the organism in Eukaryota, Metazoa, Chordata, Lepidosauria, Squamata, Anolidae. The record is from RefSeq and is a predicted model, not a curated record. The transcript is spliced from 2 exons. The coding region runs from base 950 to 5590 and encodes 1546 amino acids.